AUGGCUGGCAGUGGCUCUGUUACCGGCGUCAAGGCUGCUGGACCCGAUGUCUCGAAGCGACAACAAUACUUUGCCUUUGGACUCGUUACCUCCCUCUUCUUCCUGUGAGUAUGCUUCGGUAGGGCUCGCUGACGAUGCCGAACGAACAGCUCCUGACCGAGACGCGCUCUCGUCCUGGUCCGAUUCUCUACAGCUGGGGGUUCUCUUACGGUCUCCUCGAUGUGUGAGUAUGACUCAAAAGGCUUUUCCGGGUAGAUCUUAUUUCGAAAAGCUGACCUUCAGAUUGUAUGCCACGCCACGCAGCCUUAACAAGCAUUUCCAGACAUUCUUCGGCAUCACCAAGCUCCAGUCGACGAUGAUUCAGGUCGCCUACUUCGGUGCCUACGUUGUCUACUCACCCGUUUGCGGUCAAUUCAUCUCCAAAUUUGGCUACAAGAAAGGUAUCUACAUGGGUCUUGGGCUCUACUGCAUCGGCGCGCUCGGUUUCUGGCCCUCGGCCAAGUUCCAGAAGUACGGUGGCUUCGUCGCGUCGGCUUUCAUCAUCGCGUGCGGUCUCGCCACACUCGAAGUCUGCGCCAACUCUUACGUCACCGUCCUCGGCUCGCCUGAACAAGCCGCUUUCCGCCUCAACUUCUCGCAAUCUUUCAAUGGUCUGGCGUCGUUCGUGGGCCCAUUGAUCGCGUCUAAGUUUUUCUUCGGCGACGAGAAGGCGCAGAACUCGCUCGGCGCCGUCCAGUGGGUGUACCUCGCCGUCGCCUGCAUGGGUGCUUCCGUCAUGGUCCUCUUCUCCUUCGCGACGCUUCCCGAGAUAUCUGAAAAUGACAUGAGUGAGCAGCAAGCCGCCGCCGGUUACGUCGAUGACCGACCACUCUACAAGCGCCGCCACACCGUCUUCGGCUUCCUCACGCAGUGGAUGUACGUCGGUGCCCAGGUCAACGUCGCGACCUUCGCCAUCAAUUACCUCACCGACAAGAACGACUUCACAACCUCGCGCGCCUCGCAGCUCUUCGGAUUCAUGCAAAUCACCUUCAUGGUUGGUCGCUUCGCCUCGACCCCUCUGUUGCGCAUCUUCAACCCUGCCACUAUCUUGGCUGUGUACGGUGCGAUGUGCUCCAUCUUCACGCUCAUCGCAACGCUCAAGGGUGGCAAGACCGGUCUCGCUUGCUUGUUCAUCGUCUUCUUCUUCGAGUCGGUGUGCUACCCGACGACUUUCACCCUGGCGACGUGCAACCUCGGCAAGUGGACCAAGCGAGGUGGUUCGCUCAUCGUGAUGGGUGUAGGUGGAGGAGCCAUGUUCCCCCCGAUACAAGGCGCGAUAGCCGAUCACAAGGGUACCCAAGUUUCCUAUAUUAUUCCUUUCAUUGGGUUCCUCUGCGUCUUUGCGUACGGUCUCGGCAUGCGCUGGUACCUGGCCAAGUUCGACAACCUCGUUCCUAACCUCGAUACGGCGAUCCCGAUGCUCGGCCGCAUCGACUCUGACAAGGCGUCGACCGAAGUGAAGGCCGAACCAACUGAAUUUCGUCUAUAG
Molecule: messenger RNA, 1528 nt
Organism: Microbotryum saponariae
Lineage: Eukaryota; Fungi; Basidiomycota; Microbotryomycetes; Microbotryales; Microbotryaceae
Source: the annotation of a GenBank genome assembly